CCCUCAUAGACUCAACAUAACCGAAUGAGCAAAACACAGCGGACCAGAUCGGGUUUCACGCUAAAACAUUUCAUAUUUGGACAUAUUAUUAUUUUCAGGUCUGUGCUGCGGUCUGAUGGCUUCAUGAUAACAUCCAACAGAGCAGAGCCUGUUCAGCACCAUGGCCCACGCUGAGGAGCAGCCUGAGAAACACUGCUGGGUGUGUUUUGCCACUGACAGAGACGACCACAGUGCAGAGUGGGUGAGCCCCUGCAGGUGUAAAGGCUGCACUAAAUGGAUCCACCAGGCCUGCCUGCAGCGCUGGCUGGACGAGAAGCAGAAAGGAAACAACGGAGGAGCGGUCAGCUGUCCGCAGUGCGGCACUGAAUACCACAUCACCUUCCCCAAGAUGGGCCCGUUGGUGUAUUUCCUCGAGCAGGUAGACAGAGCGCUGUCACGGGCCAGUCCAUUCGCUGCUGUGGGGGUGGUGGUCGGGACUGUCUACUGGUCCGCUGUCACAUACGGAGCUGUGACUGUCAUGCAGGUUGUGGGACAUAAGAAGGGUCUUUACGUGAUGGAGCGAGCCGACCCCCUGUUCCUGUUGAUGGGUCUGCCCACCAUUCCUGUGGCGCUGGUCCUGGGAAAGAUGAUCCGCUGGGAGGAUUAUAUAGUGAGGCUGUUGCAGAGAUACUGUUAUAAAGGGAAGCUCCCACCAGGAUCCAGUCGUUAUCUUCCUCGUGUCCCCGUGGACGGAGCUAGUGCAGGAGAUCGCCUCUCCGUGUCCAGGACUCUGUGUGGAGCUCUCAUCUUUCCCUCCAUCGCCAGUCUGGUGGGACGGCUGCUGUUUGGACGGAUGCCCUCCAACCUUCAGCGCACUGUGCUGGGCGGCGUCGCGUUCGUGUUGAUCAAGGGAGUUUUGAAGGUGUAUUUCAAACAGCAGCAGUUCAUCAUUCAGGCCAAACGACACAUCCUCAACUACCCCGAAAGAAGCAGGGACGGACAGACCGAAGGCGGGGAGGAGGACACGGAGGACAGUGGCAAUGAAUAGUUUUAGUAGCCUGGACUGAGGCCAGAGAUGAAGAUACAAAAGCAAAACAUAUUUUACCAUAAAACACAAAGCAGAACAUUCAUGUUUGAGACGUGUAGAGGAGUGUUUGGGUAUGUUGGAGCCUUUAGUUCUAGUCUCAUCACAAAGGUAAUUGUUAUUAACCAAUAAGAAUCAUCGAGUUUACAAGCAGUGAAGUCACCGUGUUAAAGUCAGCUUUCAGCAGACGUCUGAGCCCUCAAACAUCUCGAAACCGGGUUUGAUGAGUGAGACGAGGGAGUCGAAGUGAGCAUGUGCAGGACAAGGACUUCAGGCAGGCUAAAGGAAAGGAAAGAUGGCGAUUAUCAGUACACACACAGCAGAACUACGUUCAAAUCAUUUCAUCCAGAGUCUGACUGAAGCUGCUGAAGGUUCACCUGAGUCCUCUGAGUCUGCAGAGUCUCAGACAGACCGAGUUCAUUAUUGCACGUCACACAUUCAGCCGUUCAUGUGCCUUAUUUGAAGCACUUUUCCACAACGGAACAAGCUUUACGAAGUGCGAGCUGCCUGUCAAUCCUGGACCGGAACACGAGGAUCAGGAUUCAUUCCUGCACAGUUCUCCAUCUGAAGCUGCUUUGUGUCGUCCAGGUUCUUCGAUCUGAUGGAUGAAAGCUGUUUUCCUUCUGACUCCAGGAUGUUUAGAUUCUUGCUUAGCACUGACGUUGUUUAAUAAAAGGUUGGCGGGUAUCUUGUUUUAGCAUUGUCACCUGCUGAAUCCGAGCUGUGUGCAGACUGAAGUAAUGGAUGCUGGAGUGGAAAUGAUCCCACAGCUCCCAGUACAGGAGACUCAAACCAGUCGAGCAUUUCAGAACGAGUCUGCAGCAGUUUUUGGACGAUUGUUUGCACUUCCUGUUGUGGCUCAGCUGAAGCAGAGCUGCUCAGUUACUUAGAAGAUAAAAAUAAAAGUUUGAGAUUGAUUAUUGGUUUGGAGCUUUUCGUGCUGAAGAUGAGGAGGUCCUGGUCUUCACGAGGCUGAGGACGCCCGUCAUGAAGAACGAGACUCGGGGACUUUAACUGCACGGUUUCCCUGCAGACGUUAUGUGUACGUUAAAGGAGCUCUUCUUCUUUUAAGCUUUGGUGAAUUUGUUAAUAAAGCUGUUUGUAAAACAAGUGUGACAUAUUUUAUU
Chelmon rostratus (copperband butterflyfish) is the source of this 2190-nucleotide messenger RNA. It is a transcript of the gene marchf5l, whose product is annotated as membrane-associated ring finger (C3HC4) 5, like. The transcript is spliced from 7 exons. Lineage: Eukaryota; Metazoa; Chordata; Actinopteri; Chaetodontiformes; Chaetodontidae. The coding region runs from base 161 to 1027 and encodes 288 amino acids. Gene Ontology annotation, molecular function: zinc ion binding. The record is from RefSeq and is a predicted model, not a curated record.